This is a messenger RNA of Phragmites australis (common reed), 5031 nucleotides long. RefSeq names its product ABC transporter G family member 37. The coding region runs from base 375 to 4718 and encodes 1447 amino acids. The transcript is spliced from 20 exons. Gene Ontology annotation, molecular function: ATP binding; ABC-type transporter activity; ATP hydrolysis activity. Gene Ontology annotation, cellular component: membrane. The record is from RefSeq and is a predicted model, not a curated record. Lineage: Eukaryota; Viridiplantae; Streptophyta; Magnoliopsida; Poales; Poaceae.
AACUAAUAAUAAUCAAAUCGAAGGAAGCAGCAGCCCAUGCCAAGUCGAAGCUACUAAUCUAGCAGUAGCAGCAAUAUGUGAGGGAGUCAAGGUCAAGGCAUAUGAAGUACCACCCAAUCAUCAUCACCAACUUCGCAGCCAUGGCUUCCAUAUAUACAGCGGCCUCUGCUCCUCCUGGAGCCUGAACACAUGCAGAGCUGGGCAGAGCCGAAGCCUAGCUACCUACCAACCCAGAGGCAGGCGAGGAGGCAGCUCCAAGCAGGAGCUAGCUGUUCGUGCCUUGUAGAUAGGACAGUGCAAGAGCAAGAAUCAAAGCCGUGCUGAUUGAUUGGUUGAUUAGUGGUAGGUGGCCGAGGCAGCUGGGAUAACCAGCCAUGGACCGAGAGGUGCACCGGAUGGCGAGCCUCCGGCGGGAGGGCUCGCUGUGGCGGCGCGGCGACGACGUGUUCUCGCGGUCUUCGUCGCGGUUCCAGGACGAGGAGGACGACGAGGAGGCGCUGCGGUGGGCGGCGCUGGAGCGGCUGCCCACGUACGACCGCGUGCGGAGGGGGAUCCUGGCGCUAGACGAGGGCGGCGAGAAGGUGGAGGUGGACGUGGGGCGGCUCGGCGCGCACGAGUCCAGGGCGCUGAUCGAGCGGCUCGUCCGCGCGGCCGACGACGACCACGAGCGGUUCCUGCUCAAGCUGAAGGAGCGCAUGGACCGGGUGGGCAUCGACUACCCGACCAUCGAGGUGCGGUUCGAGAACCUGGAGGUGGAGGCGGAGGUGCACGUCGGCAACCGCGGCCUCCCCACCAUCGUCAACUCCGUCACCAACACCAUCGAGGCCAUGGGGAACGCGCUCCACAUCAUCCCCAGCCGGAAGCAGCCCAUGACCGUCCUCCAUGACGUCAGCGGGAUCAUCAAGCCACGGAGGAUGGCUUUGCUGCUGGGACCUCCUGGGUCAGGAAAGACCACCUUGCUUCUGGCGUUAGCCGGGAAGCUCGACAAAGAACUCAAGGUUUCGGGGAAGGUCACCUACAAUGGCCAUGGGAUGAGUGAGUUUGUCCCACAAAGGACCGCUGCGUACAUCAGCCAGCACGAUCUCCACAUUGGGGAGAUGACCGUGAGGGAGACCUUGGCCUUCUCGGCACGGUGCCAAGGUGUUGGUACUAGAUAUGAAAUGUUGACUGAGUUGGCGAGAAGGGAAAAGGCAGCGAACAUCAAGCCUGAUCAUGACAUUGAUGUUUAUAUGAAGGCCUCAGCUAUGGGAGGGCAAGAAUCCAGUAUUGUCACAGAUUACAUACUGAAGAUAUUAGGAUUGGAGAUUUGUGCUGACACAGUGGUAGGAAAUGAGAUGUUGAGGGGUAUAUCUGGUGGACAAAGAAAGCGUGUGACAACAGGUGAAAUGCUUGUUGGUCCAGCACGAGCUCUAUUCAUGGAUGAGAUAUCCACUGGACUGGACAGCUCAACCACAUACCAGAUUGUGAACUCCCUUAGGCAGACCAUCCACAUCCUUGGCGGAACUGCUGUCAUCUCCUUGCUGCAGCCAGCGCCUGAAACAUACAACUUGUUUGAUGACAUUAUACUCCUCUCCGACGGGCAGGUUGUGUACCAGGGCCCCCGUGAACAUGUGCUCGAGUUCUUUGAGUUCAUGGGCUUCAAAUGUCCCUCCAGAAAGGGUGUUGCUGAUUUCUUGCAGGAAGUUACAUCAAGGAAAGACCAGGGGCAGUAUUGGUACAGGCAGGACAGGCCAUACCGUUUUGUGCCUGUAAAGAAAUUUGCAGAUGCAUUCCGCACCUUCCAUGUGGGCCGGUCCAUACAAAAUGAACUUUCAGAGCCAUUUGAUAGGGCCAGGAGCCACCCUGCUGCUCUAGCUACUUCAAAGUUUGGUGUCAGAAGGAUGGAGUUGCUCAAAGCUACAAUUGAUCGAGAACUUCUACUCAUGAAGAGGAACGCAUUUAUGUACAUUUUUAAGGCUGUUAACCUAACUCUUAUGGCAUUUAUCGUGAUGACCACAUUUUUCCGAACCAGUAUGCACCGUGAUUUUACUUAUGGAGGGAUCUACAUGGGGGCACUCUACUUUGCCCUUGACACAAUCAUGUUCAAUGGUUUCGCAGAGCUUGCCAUGACUGUCAUGAAACUGCCUGUUUUCUUCAAGCAGAGGGAUCUUCUCUUCUUCCCUGCAUGGGCCUACACCAUACCAUCGUGGAUUCUUCAGAUCCCUAUCACAUUUUUUGAAGUCGGAGUUUAUGUAUUCACCACAUACUAUGUCAUUGGAUUCGAUCCCAGUGUGAGCAGGUUCUUCAAGCAGUAUCUGCUGCUCCUUGCACUCAAUCAGAUGUCAUCUGCACUAUUCCGCUUCAUUGCUGGAAUCGGAAGAGAUAUGGUCGUGUCUCACACCUUUGGGCCCAUAUCGCUGUUGGCCUUCACAGCACUGGGUGGCUUUAUCCUUGCAAGACCUGAUGUGAAGAAAUGGUGGAUUUGGGGUUACUGGAUCUCUCCGCUCUCAUAUGCACAGAAUGCAAUUUCAACAAAUGAAUUUCUGGGGCACAGUUGGAACAAAAUUCUUCCUGGACAAAAUGAGACCAUAGGAGUUCAGGUUCUUAAAUCUCGUGGCAUCUUUACUGACGCUAAGUGGUAUUGGAUUGGGCUUGGUGCCUUGAUCGGAUACACGCUCCUGUUCAACCUGCUCUACACUGUAGCUCUUUCAGUUUUGAAUCCAUUCUCUGACUCUCACGGAUCAAUGUCCGAAGAGGCAUUGAAAGAAAAGCAAGCCAACUUAACUGGUGAAGUCAUAGAGGGUCAUAAGGAAACGAAAUCUAGGAGGCAGGAACUGGAGUUGUCCCACAGUGUUGGCCACAACUCUGUGACUAGCAGUGAGGAUUCUGGUCAAAGCAGGAAGGGGAUGGUACUCCCAUUUCCAUCAUUGUCCCUUACCUUCAACAAUGUAAAAUACUCAGUGGACAUGCCGGAGGCAAUGAAAGAACAAGGAGUAACAGAAGACCGGCUGUUGCUUUUGAAGGGUGUUAGUGGUUCUUUCAGGCCAGGAGUACUUACUGCAUUGAUGGGUGUUAGUGGUGCCGGAAAGACCACUCUGAUGGAUGUAUUAGCAGGCAGAAAAACUGGAGGCUAUAUCGAGGGAGAUAUCACUAUCUCAGGCUAUCCAAAGAAGCAAGAGACCUUUGCACGUAUAUCAGGAUACUGUGAGCAAAAUGAUAUUCAUUCUCCACACGUAACAGUAUAUGAAUCACUCCUAUUUUCUGCAUGGCUGCGGCUUCCUUCAGAUGUUGAUUUGGAAACAAGAAAGAUGUUCAUCGAGGAGGUCAUGAAUCUUGUAGAGCUCACAUCAUUGAGGGGUGCACUUGUUGGGCUUCCUGGAGUGAAUGGCUUGUCAACUGAGCAACGCAAGAGGCUAACUAUUGCUGUGGAGCUUGUUGCUAACCCUUCGAUCAUUUUUAUGGAUGAGCCAACCUCUGGUCUUGAUGCUCGGGCAGCUGCAAUUGUGAUGAGGACUGUAAGGAACACUGUCAACACUGGCAGGACUGUUGUCUGCACCAUUCACCAGCCAAGCAUUGACAUAUUUGAAGCAUUUGAUGAGCUUUUCUUAAUGAAGAGAGGAGGAGAAGAGAUAUAUGUUGGUCCAGUGGGCCAGAAUUCCUCAAAAUUGAUUGAAUACUUUGAGGAAAUUGAAGGCAUCAGUAAGAUAAAGGAUGGAUAUAACCCAGCAACGUGGAUGUUGGAAGUGACCUCUAGUGCCCAGGAGGAGAUGCUCGGGAUUGAUUUCAGUGAAAUCUACAGGCAAUCAGAAUUAUAUCAAAGGAACAAGGAACUCAUAGAGGAGCUAAGCACACCACCUCCUGGCUCUUCUGAUCUCCACUUCCCUACGCAGUACUCUAGAUCGUUUGUUACCCAAUGCCUAGCUUGCUUGUGGAAGCAGAACUGGUCCUAUUGGAGGAACCCAUCCUACACGGCAGUGAGAUUACUCUUCACCAUGGUCAUUGCGUUACUGUUUGGAACCAUGUUCUGGGACCUUGGACGAAAAACUAAUAGAAAACAGGAUCUAUUCAAUGCCAUGGGAUCAAUGUAUGCUGCAGUUCUUUACAUUGGAGUGCAGAACUCUGGUUCUGUUCAACCAGUGGUGGUGGUGGAGCGAACAGUCUUUUACCGAGAAAGAGCAGCUGGCAUGUAUUCAGCUUUCCCCUACGCAUUUGGACAGGUUGCGAUUGAAGUUCCGUACAUCCUAGUUCAGACUUUGAUAUAUGGUGUGCUAGUCUAUUCAAUGAUUGGAUUUGAGUGGACUGCUGCCAAGUUCUUGUGGUACUUGUUCUUCAUGUACUUCACACUGCUAUAUUUCACAUUCUACGGGAUGAUGGCAGUGGGCUUGACACCAAAUGAAAGCAUAGCUGCUAUCAUCUCAGCAGCAUUCUACAACGUAUGGAACCUCUUCUCAGGAUAUCUGAUCCCUCGACCUAAAAUCCCUGUCUGGUGGAGGUGGUACAGCUGGAUCUGCCCAGUUGCAUGGACGCUUUACGGAUUGGUUGCCUCCCAGUUUGGUGACAUCACACAUAAACUCGAGGACUCGGAGACAGACCAGACCGUGGCGCAGUUCAUCACGUCGUACUUUGGCUUCCACCACGACUUCCUGUGGGUCGUCGCCGUGGUGCACGUCGCCUGCGCCGUGAUCUUCGCGUUCCUGUUCAGUUUUGCCAUCAUGAAGUUCAACUUCCAAAAGAGAUGAGGAAGAGAUUGCCGUUCUUUUGCAUUCGUUUAUUGGCAGAGGAUGCACAGCUGCUGCUAUGUGUAACAUCCACUGCGAAUCUAUUAGACUAAGUAGCUAUCCUGUAAUGAUAUAGAGAUUUAUUUUGUACUUCAAGCAUGUAGAAAUAUUAGAAGAGGCUAACAAGCCUUGUCAAAAGAGUCGAGCCUCAUGCCUCUGGCCAGCUCUAGCUGAUACUUGUCUGAGGCGCAGAGUGCUUCUCGGAGAAUGUAAGCCAUGUCAAGUAACGAUGUUGAUCCGACGAAUCAAUUGAACCAAAAAUUUUGUUCGUCAA